Messenger RNA from Daucus carota subsp. sativus, 1006 nucleotides. RefSeq lists its product as uncharacterized. The transcript is spliced from 5 exons. The coding region runs from base 508 to 798 and encodes 96 amino acids. Lineage: Eukaryota; Viridiplantae; Streptophyta; Magnoliopsida; Apiales; Apiaceae. The record is from RefSeq and is a predicted model, not a curated record.
CUCAAUCAAAUAAUAUAACUGAAGUUAGAAAGAGGGAAGGGAAAGAAAUUAGGGCAAAAAAAAUUAGGGGCAACAAAUUGUGAUUUGACACAGAGCUCCACAACUGAAAUUUGAUAGCGGGAAGAGCGAGACUCAAAGAGCAUCGAAAGCUUUUCGAGUUUCAAAAGAGGAGAUUUGUUGUUCUGAGAGGGGGAGGGAGGGAGUUCGUUUGUUUACUACUGAGAGAAUAGGGAAGUUUCUUUCUAAUGUUUGUGAUUUUAUGACUCGUAAUGUUCUAUAAACUACAGAAACUGCAUAGAUUAUACGGUCUCAAUUUUUGUAUGUUCAUGUAGCUAAUUAUGAGUUUCCAACUUUCCGUUGAGAAUAUGUCUAGACUCCCUGUUUUCGAUAAUUAAAUCCUUUUUCUAAUCAGGUAUUUUCUCCCUGGUAGAUUACAUCGUCAAAUUAGUGUUCAGUACGUUUGUAGGCUGCAAAUAGUCUCGGAAGACACACGGCGGUUGUGAAAGAAUGGAUCCAGGAUACAUUGCAGAAACAUCCAGGCAUUUAGAGAAACAGAAUGAGCUUUUAUGGGAGACUUACAGAUCAAUGUCUCAUGAACUGCAAAAACUUCAGGUGGAAGAAGAAAUGCUGAUGCGAAAGUUUUAUGAGGUCAUGUCUGCUCAUGGUUUAACUAAAAAGAAAGAUGCUAAUAGUUUUCUGGAUGAAUUGCUGGAAAAGAAAAAUGAUACUAUGGAAGACUUCAGCCAUCAACAGUCUCAAGAAGCUGUUGAUCAGACCAGCAGCGAUGAGGAGCAGUGAUUUUGGAACUCAAGUAUUUAAUCACUUUAAUUUCUUAAUAUACAUUAUAUACUAUUAUACUUGUUAAAAACAUAUCAGUGAUCCCAGAGCUGGAUAGCUUAAUUCUUUUUUAUUUUUUCAUUAGUUAAAACAGUUAUCAUGUUUUGGAAAACAAUUGUUCUCAUAGUAAUCAUUCCAAACCCUAAGAUAUAUAUUUUGAUUAUUAUCA